Messenger RNA from Entrophospora candida, 630 nucleotides. The record is from the annotation of a GenBank genome assembly. NCBI's taxonomy places the organism in Eukaryota, Fungi, Glomeromycota, Glomeromycetes, Entrophosporales, Entrophosporaceae.
AUGACUAUAAAAAAAGAAUCCUAUUCUGUUGCUGUAGAUGUUUUAACUACUGGAAUAGAAGUUACUCGAAAUGUUGGCAGCAAUGUAGAUAUAGUCCAACAGACAAUUAAUGUAGCUAGUGAAGCUAUUAAACCAUUUGUUCCGCUGAUAGGCCUUGUGACUGAUUUGGCAGGGCAGAUUAUUGAAAUAUAUGAAAAUGCUCAAUAUAAUAAAAAAAUUUGCGAUGCUUUUCUUGAUCGUAUAGACGCUCUUCAAGCAUCAAUUAAAACUUUACAACGAAGAAAAGAAGAAAAUCAAAAAACAUUUCAGGAUAAGGGAUAUUAUAACAAUUUUGAGCGCCUUGUUGAUGUUUUGAGAAAAGUAAAAGAUUUUCUUGAUAAUGUAACUCGUCUUCACGGAUAUAAAAAAUAUCUUAAUGCAAAUAACGUUAAAGAAAAAUUUGUAACACUUACCAAUGAAUUUGAUACUGUAGUGCAUGAUUUACAUUUCGCAUUAACUGUAUCUGCUCAGAGACAAAAAACUAUUCAUGGUGGCAUUAUUGAUAACGAACAACAACUUAAUGCAGUAGUUCAAGAAGUUAUGAUUAUAAAAGUGUUGAUCAAAUGGGGAUAUAACAGAGUUGAUGGAUGA